CGGUAUACAUCCGCUUUACCCGGUCCAAUUAUUGAUUUAAUUUCAAUUUUUUGAUUUUUGGAUGGUAAACCGGGUCGAAUUAUACGGUCAAGCAUAGCUGGACCGGUUCUUUUUUUCUCCUCCUUUUAUCCAAGCGCUAAACGACGAGUGGUUACCGUCGGCGAAAAGGCUGAUGCAAAUCCAAUCAAAGGUGAAAAACAAAGAAGGAACAAGAUCGAAACGGAAGAGAAAAGCUGAAACAGCAAUCCAUUAAUGGUGGUGAUGAUCAUCAAGGGUAUAUUCAGGAGGUAUGAGAAAUGGAAUCCUGUUCAUCCUACUUAUGGAGCCUUUUGGGGAAUGGGUAUUGGCAUUGGCUGUGGCGUCGGAUGGGGACCUGGUUUUGGCCCUGAGGUCAUUGGCUACGUCGGUGCUGGCUGCGGCGUUGGUUUCAGUGUUGGCAUUACGCUCGCUGGUCUUGGCAUUGGUCUCCCCACAAACCUUCUUCUUGCAGCUCCUUAUAACACUGUAGAAGCAACUAGAAAGGGUGCUAUUAAGUUGUUUGGUAAUAGUCUUUCAAUUGAUGGGUGGAGCGAUGUUAUGCCUCAGUUUGUUGGGUUGAAGAGACAAGUCAGUGAGAUGUGCUCUGGUUUUAACAAGAAGCCUCCUCUCUUAGAUGAUGCCGUUGACUUGAAAAGUUUGCCUUUGUUCAUUCCACAUGAUUGUGGAAGCUCUGGGAUCCAUCUUCUCUAUAUGCGCAAAGGUUUGAAAGACAAGAAACGUGGAGAUUCAUCAGCUAUGUAAUGACGUUAGACCACGAGGAUCUCAAGCAUCUGAGACGCUCCUGUCGAGAUUUUGAUUGAAUAAUUACUUUCCUGUCUUGGUUGGAGGGCACACUAUGAAACAAACCUGAAGCAUUUGUGUGUGAGUCCAUGUUACAGUUACAUAGAUACAUGUGCGAGGUUUGGUGUUUGGCAAUAGCAUUUAUGGACAGACAGUUCAGGUUAGGUAAAGGAAAACAGAGUGCAUAAGUGUAGUUAUGCUUCAAGCACUUCAUCCUCUUCACUCAAUACUCAUCAUGUAUUAUAAGUUUUCUUUUAACUCAUAUCAUUUAUUUAGUGACUAAGAGGUUUUGAAUUCGUUAGCUCAGCACAUAGCAAGACCACUGGACCAUGUAAUAUUUUUUUUUUCAAAUUUGUUUAUGUUUAUAAAACAACAAAACAAAACCCAAUACA
This is a messenger RNA of Brassica napus (rape), 1211 nucleotides long. Its product is annotated as cadmium-induced protein AS8. The coding region runs from base 253 to 780 and encodes 175 amino acids. The transcript has 4 exons. The record is from RefSeq and is a predicted model, not a curated record. NCBI's taxonomy places the organism in Eukaryota, Viridiplantae, Streptophyta, Magnoliopsida, Brassicales, Brassicaceae.